AUGUCUGCCGAACAAGAGCGCCAGGCCGCCCUUGAUUCCUACCGCGGCAAGCUCAUCGAGUCGCGAGAAUGGGAGGCCAAGCUCAAGAAUCUGCGUCUUGAAAUUAAGGACAUGCAGAGAGAGUUUGAUAAGACCGAAGACAACAUCAAGGCGCUGCAGAGUGUGGGACAAAUCAUCGGCGAGGUGCUGAAACAGCUCGAUGACGAACGAUUUAUCGUCAAGGCUUCCUCCGGUCCACGAUAUGUUGUCGGAUGCAGAUCAAAGGUAGACAAGAUCAAGCUCAAGCAAGGCACACGUGUAGCUCUCGAUAUGACGACACUUACUAUUAUGCGAAUGCUACCUCGCGAAGUCGAUCCUUUGGUGUACAACAUGUCCCUCGAGGACCCGGGUCAAGUAAGCUUUGCUGGUAUCGGUGGAUUGAACGAUCAGAUUCGAGAGUUGCGAGAGGUUAUUGAGCUCCCCCUCAAGAACCCCGAACUAUUCCUGAGAGUCGGCAUCAAGCCCCCCAAGGGUGUCUUGUUGUAUGGUCCUCCCGGAACUGGCAAAACUCUAUUGGCACGAGCUGUCGCUAGCAGUCUAGAGACGAACUUCUUGAAAGUUGUUUCGUCCGCCAUCGUCGACAAGUACAUCGGUGAAUCGGCAAGACUCAUUCGCGAAAUGUUCGGUUAUGCCAAGGAGCACGAACCUUGUAUCAUCUUUAUGGACGAAAUCGAUGCCAUCGGUGGACGUCGAUUCUCAGAGGGUACCAGUGCUGAUCGUGAAAUUCAACGAACACUUAUGGAGUUGCUCAACCAGCUGGACGGUUUCGACUACCUAGGCAAGACCAAGAUCAUUAUGGCCACCAACCGACCCGACACACUGGAUCCUGCGCUGCUCCGUGCCGGUCGAUUGGAUCGAAAGAUUGAGAUUCCGCUACCCAAUGAGGUCGGGCGUCUUGAAAUUCUCAAAAUCCAUUCGCAUAGUGUGGUAAUUGACGGCGACCUGGAUUUUGAGAGCGUAGUAAAGAUGAGUGAUGGACUGAACGGCGCUGAUUUGCGAAACGUGGUCACUGAAGCCGGCUUGUUUGCCAUCAAGGACUACCGGGAAUCGAUCAACCAGGACGACUUCAAUAAGGCUGUUCGUAAGGUGGCCGAAUCAAAGAAGCUGGAGGGUAAGCUCGAAUACCAGAAGCUGUAA
Molecule: messenger RNA, 1176 nt
Organism: Fusarium sp. VM40
Lineage: Eukaryota; Fungi; Ascomycota; Sordariomycetes; Hypocreales; Nectriaceae
Source: the annotation of a GenBank genome assembly